Molecule: messenger RNA, 294 nt
Organism: Necator americanus (New World hookworm)
Lineage: Eukaryota; Metazoa; Nematoda; Chromadorea; Rhabditida; Ancylostomatidae
Exons: 1
Coding region: 1-294 (97 amino acids)
Source: RefSeq, a predicted model, not a curated record
AUGCGAGACCUCCUUACUGUGAUGAUGGAGCCUGUGGCGCGCCAAUUCACUUCGGAUGCGCCAAUCCGUUUUACUACAGUUCGUACACGUCGAGGUUUCGGAGGGAUGAGGGACACAGUUGGCACUGGGUCGGUUUCGAACCAUCAACCGUACAGUCGUAGAGGAUCUCUUACCGAUUGCGCCAACACUGUGAUGAUUAACGAUGAUGGAUUUUCAACAAGUCGAAACGUUCGGCUAAAGCCGGACAUCAGACUUCUUCUGGUGCACGCUUCGCCUGUCUUCACUGAUCAGUAG